AUGUUGGAAACAUCAGAAUCUGUUGUGCAUGAGGAACAGCUCGCUAUUUCUUCACAACGCGCUGUCAGCGGUGCUUCUGCAAAUUUGAGUAACGAUGGUACUACUAUUAUACUUCAGGAAUCAUCUGAUGGGAAUCAUGUUACUUGUGAUGAAGCUGAUGAUGAGGAAGAUGAAGCUGAAGAAAUUUUCUCUGAUUUUGCCCCACCCUCGGUAAUGAAUACAUCUCAAGGCCGGGAAAAACUAUUUCUAACUGAAGAAGGGAUUAUUGAUCUCAAUUCUUCUGAACUUGAAGUAUUUACUGAUCAGUCGAAUCGAUGGUCAGAUGGUGAAACUAGUGAGGCGCGAUUUGAUGAUGGUUUUGUUAUGGUUACUCGAAGAAGGGGUCGGAAUUCGAAGGCUGAAAGGCUUAAACUACAAGAGGUUCUUCUAGAGCUGAUGGUUAAUGUAUCUGAUAUUGCUGAAACAAGAAGGUUCCUUGGUUAUGAUUAUGCUGCUGCAUCUAAUUUUGGCAAAAUCUGGUUCUUUGGUAGCCGGGAAUUUUCUUAUAAUGUUGUCGGUAAUAUGGAUCAAUGUCUUCAUUUGAAAAUUGAGCAGGUAGCAUCAGAAUCAUGCUAUGCUUCAUGGAUGGUUGGUGGCGACUUCAAUGUGAUUAGAUCAUUGGUAGAAUAUUCUGGUGUUUCGGUGCAGGAUUAUGAUGCCAUUGAUGAUUUUUAUGAUUGUGUGGAAGCAUGUGAGUUAUCGGAGCUAGCUACUUCUGGGGACGACUUCACUUGGGGUGGAACAAGAUCUACUGGCUGGGAAGACCUUCCCAAAUGCUUUAGAUUUCAGAAGAUGUGGCUGCGCAGGUCUGAGUUUUUAGAGAUUGUAGCUAAGAAUUGGAAUUUGCCGAUGGAAGCUCAUGGCAUGCUGCGCUUUUCAAUGAAACUUCGACGCCUAAAAAGUAUGUUAAAGGAGUGGAACAAAACAGCUUUUGGUAAUGUAUUUGAAAAUCUGAAAAAUGCAGAGGAUCAAGUUCGGGAGCUGGAAAUUAACGCAUAUAGAAGUCAAUUGAUCCCAGGUGUCCUUGGUAUGCAGAAAGGAUCCUUUCCACUUAUCUAUUUGGGGAACCGUCUAUACAGAGGGUGGAAGAGGCUUGAAACUUUUCAGUUUCUACUUGAUGCUCUUGAUAAACGAUUAUCUAGUUGGAAAAACAAAUUGUUGAGUCCGGGUGGUCGCAUUUUGCUCAUCAGGCACGUGCUAUCGGCUAUUCCUUUGCAUGUUUUUGCAGCCAUAGAACCUCCAAAGGGAAUCAUUGAUGCUCUUGAUCGAAGGUGUCAGAAUUUUUUGUGGCAAGGAGUGGAUGAUCAAGCUAAAAGGCAUUGGAGAUCAUGGGAUGCUUUGACUUUUCCAACAUGUGAAAAUGGUCUUGGGUUGCAGAAGUUAGGAGACAUUCUGAAAUAUUUCUCUCUUAAGCUGUGGUGGAAGAUAAAGGUGAAUAAGGGAUUAUGGGCAAAGUUUGUAGGGACGUUAUCCCAAACUGCUAGAGGCAAGACGUCUUGGCAACGCAAUGCUAAAAUCAAUUCAGAGGCGGUCUCACAUGCUAAAGUGUUGGUUGAAGGAGGGGAUCACAGCUUCUGGUUUGAUGAGUGGUCUGACUUUGGAAUAAUUUGGGAUUCUGAUGUGGGAAGUCCGCCCAGUCCAUAUUUGUCUAUAUAUGAUUUCUUUGCACAAAAGGAUCAUUUCUUACCAAUCAUCCAGCCUUUUAUCUCGGUGGAGGCACUGGCUUUUUGGCAAAAUCAUCAAUUGGUUUUUCAGAAGGAGCUUUGGAAGGCUAGGAACAAGUUCUUGUUUGAGGAUGUAGUGAUAUCUAAUUUUGCAAUUAUAAGGGCUGCUAUGUUGGAUAUUGAGAAUAUGCUAUUUAUUCAUAAGCCACCUUCGAAAUACAUUGAGGAGCGGAAUUUUUUGGCCUCUCUCUUCAAUCUAAAAUUGGGAAGAGUACAAAAAAGUGUAAAGGUAGUUAGUUUCAUGGCAGAAACUUAUGGCUUGCUUUUUGGAAUUCGGCGUUGUGUUUUAUUGGGCCUCAAGCGGGUUGAGAUUCAAACGGAUAAUUUAGCUUUGGCAAUGAUGCUGGAGAAUGGAGGUCCUUAUCCUUGGAAAUUCAAUCUUGCAUUGGAGGAGAUUUUGGGUAUUCUGAGAUGCUGGAAUUUUACUAUAAUUUAUGUCUAUCGUGAGACAAAUGCAGUAGCAGACUCUUUGGCCGACUUGGCAUCUUCUGGGCAGUUGGAGGUCUUUAGAACCUGCAGGGCUUUGCCUUCCAACACUAGAGGCUUACUUGUUCUUGAUCAAAGAUCCUUACCUUAUCUGCAUAUAAGGUAG
Molecule: messenger RNA, 2355 nt
Organism: Oldenlandia corymbosa var. corymbosa
Lineage: Eukaryota; Viridiplantae; Streptophyta; Magnoliopsida; Gentianales; Rubiaceae
Source: the annotation of a GenBank genome assembly